Molecule: messenger RNA, 3148 nt
Organism: Malaclemys terrapin pileata
Lineage: Eukaryota; Metazoa; Chordata; Testudines; Emydidae
Gene: FAM181B
Product: family with sequence similarity 181 member B
Exons: 1
Coding region: 244-1416 (390 amino acids)
Source: RefSeq, a predicted model, not a curated record
CCUUGGGGAGGGGAAAGCACGUAGAACAGGAGCUGGUGUAGCGAGCUGUAGUUUGCCUUGGUGUCCCCUCCCAGGCAGCAGCAGGACCAAGGGUUUGCAGAGCACCCUGGCAGGACCAUGACACACACACACUGGGGCCACAGCGGACAACCUUUCACCAAGGGCAAAAAGUAGCUUCCCUGCCCAGGCGCUGAACGCACCAGCAGCUGCAGCAGCGGCCAGGGGCAGAGGAGAAGGCAGGCGAUGGCUGUGCAAGCUGCUAUCCUCAAUCCCCAUCACUUCAUCCCCUUCUGCUUCCCUGCCUCCGGGGGCCUGGCGGACUAUGUUGACCUUGAGAAGAGCUACGAGGACGGGGGAGCCGCUCUCCUGGGAGGAGGAGGAGUGGGGGGAGGAGAAGACCCAGGGGAUUUUAAAGAAGCCACCAGGGACCUGCUGAGCUUCAUAGACUCGGCGUCCAGCAACAUCAAGCUGGCCCUGGACAAGCCGGUCAAGUCCAAGAGGAAAGUGAACCACAGGAAGUACCUGCAGAAGCAGAUCAAGCGCUGCACGGGCAUCAUCGCCUCCGCCCCUGCAGCGCCAGCCCCGGCCGGGGGCCAGGAGCUGCCCAAGCGGCCGGCCCCGCCGGCAGGGGCCGCCUCGCCCCAGCCCUCCUGCCCGCCCGGCCCCGCCGGCCAUUGCAAGCCCCCUGCCAAGCGGGAGGCCUCGCAGGCGGCCAGCAGCCUGCAGAGCAAGAGCCUGGCCGCCCUCUUCGACUCCCUGCACCAGGGCCGGGCUGGCGAGAGGGGCCCGGCCGGCGGCGGCGGCGGCAGCGGCGGGGGCGGCCCCCGCAAGGUGCCGCUGCGGAACCGCAACCUGCCCCCUUCGUUCUUCACCGAGCCGGCCGCGCCGCCGCCCCGCGCCCCGCCGCUCAGCGCCAGCCCCAAGGCGCUGGAGCGGGGCGGCGGCAGCCCGGAGGCGGCGGAGUUCUUCGAGCUGCUGGGGCCCGACUACGGCGGCCUGCUCCCGGAGCAGCCCCCCGCGCAGGAGGGUUUCCCGGCCCGCCUGCCCCCGGAGCUGGGCAUGGAGCCCGCCCUGUACGAGCCCCACCUCCCGCCGCUGCCCCCGCACCUGCUCGGGGCGAUGCUCUACCCCGAGCCCGCCUGGAGCCCCCCCGCCAAGAAGAGCCCCCCGGCGGCGGCUUCCUGCAGCAGCUUGAGCCUGCCCGAGACCUUGCGGCCCCUGCCUGCCAUGGGGGCCCCAGGAGCGCCCCUCUACCCGGCCAGCUCGGACCCGGCCCCCGCGGGAGGCGAGGAGAGCCCAGCCCAGCUGGCCGCCGCCUUUGCUCCCUACUUCCCUGACUGCCCCCUCCCUCCUCCUCCUGCCAUGCCUUAUGAGUACAGCGCCGGGUACAACAGGGUGGCCUAUUCGGGCCUCUAGGGGAGGCUUGGGGUGAAGGGUGGACCGCAGGCUGCUUGUAACGUACCAGCUGGCAAAAAGCCGAGAUCACUUUAAUUCCCCUCCCUUUACACUGUUUGAUUUAGGACAGUAAACUCAGAAGGAAAAGGGGACGGGAGGGGACAGGGACGCCGUGGAAUGGGAAUCGCACCCGCAUAGCCCUUAAUCCUGGGGCUGGGUUAUAGCUGAUGAUUGCCAACCUGAUGGGUUUCUGUCCAUAGCCAGAGUUUUUUGGUUUGGUUACUAGUCCUGAUUCUUCUCUCCUAUACAGCAAUGUACAGUCAAGGGCCUGAUCCAAAGCCAACUGAAGUCAAUGGGAGUCUUUUCACUAACUUCAGGGGGCUUUGGACCAGACACUAGUGCCACAGAGAAAAAGGUCAUGCUCUUUAGCUGCAAUACAUUUAGGGCCAGAUUUUGCCAUAGAGCAUAAUACCUGACUCUGCUAGUAGUCCCACUGAAAAUAAUGUGACUGUUUUGUAAGCGUGGCAGAAUCUGGCCUUUAGGUUUUUAUUUGCCUUCACAUUCUGAACAGUCUCCCCUCUCCUUGUUUGGGUUCUAUCACUGCACAUAAUAAAAAUGUAAACUUUCAGGUGUUUUUAUAGCGCACAGUAACUACAUGUUGUUAGCAUUUAUUAGAGAUAUGUUUUUAUUUUACUGUAGGCAAAUACAAUUUAUUUACAUGUCUUAUGUUACAUUGCAACGGGGGCUGCUUUUUCUUUAAAGCAGCCGUGACCAAUUGUAAGUGACUUGAGUUUAAAAGUAAAACUCAGUCAGCUCUUACAGUGUAUUUAAAAUCUUGUCCCACACUUGUGUGCGUCAUAAGUGCUGGCAGAUUUUCAACAGAGGACACAAACAAGUGCAAAAAAUAAUUUAAAAAAAAUCAAGAGAACAACAAAAAUAACUAUAAACGCUGUUACCAAAUCUUAGUGUCCUGAAAUUUAACAAUGUGUUGCAGAAUAUUGCAAACAGCAAUUCUAUAAUAAAUAAGUUAAUUGAUGGCAUAUGUUCUGGCCAAAACGUACUGUAGCAACGUGAUUCCCGCAAACUGUGUUGGAUUUCUUUCAGGAAUGUGUCAAAGCAUUGAAAGUGACGCAGAUCCGUUCUAUUGUGUACAGGAGAUUAUUUGAUAAUCAUUUAAAUUAUGUAAAAGAGUCUAUGAUAAGUCCUAUAAAAAUAAAGCUGCACAAUGGCUUAAAGACCUGUGGCUGUUACUACUGUUGGAAUGAAAUACACUAGAGUCUCUCCCACAUCUUCAUUUUUGGUAAAGUUCAUUCACUAGAUUUGGCUGGUGGAAUUUAAGACAGCCUAGUGGUCACUUUUCUCUUUCCUAAAUCCUCUGAAAUGCUGUACUUUACCCUCAACAACCUAUUCCUGUUUUGUGUUCUUCUCUAUUGAGUGUUUCAGUAAGAUACUGGAAUGACAGGAAUGGUAGCAAAUUAUUAUAAAGCCAAGGGAUCAAAAUACUUACUUUCGGGAAACUAGUUCAACAGAAUGUUAAGUUUCCUUUUGGGGAGUUGGUUGGGAUGCCAAUCUUAAAAGGCAGCCUUGGAUUUUGGCUUUGGGCCAGUUAGAAUUGGAUUGUUUGUUUUUAAGCUGGGAGUCAAAUGGACAAGAAGUGUGAGGUAUGGUGAACCAAAUAGUACUCCCAGAGAUGGCAAAUAAUUCUACCCUAUGACAUUGAAGGGAAUUGAGAAUAAAAUGCCUCUUUCAUUAA